GUCUUCCUCCUCAGACUCAGUAUAUAAACAGGAAAGCAGCUGCAACGCAUAGGAAAUCCACACAAGGACAACCAGAGGCGACCUCAAGCCCUCAAUUUACAGAUACCAUUCACCACGGUCUCAGGAAAAGACAUCCUCGAAGCAAUGGCAUACGCAUAUUAUUAUGACUACCCACCUCCAUUGGUGGACAACCCUCAUGAACGACACCAUCAACACCAGUCGCUCCUCCAAUACAUCUCGCGCCGCCACCCCAGACCAGAAGACCACCCCAACCAGCCAGACCUAGACUUUCGCGAUGCCAUCCACGAGUACCUCAUCGAAAUCGAAGUGCCAGGCGUCAAAAAGCCUGAAGAUAUCACCGUGACCUGGACAGGCAACCGAUCCCUGCUACUGUCAGGCAAAGUCGACAGGCCCGAUUACGGGGAUGCCGAGAACUCAAAGGUGGAAGAAGAACAAACAGAGCCUCAUGCUGGAGGAGUCCAUCUGUUGAUUGGAGAGCGAAGAGUCGGCCCUUUUCGACGAUACGUCAACUUCCCGACGGAUGUAGAGAACGUCAGCGUGACGUUGGAGGCUGGGUUGUUGAAGAUUCGUGCGCCCAAGAAAGGGUUCAAAGAUGUCGCCAACACCAAGGUUGAUGUUAAGCACGAGGAUCACAAAAAGCAUACCUUCCCCGUCUUGAACACGUUUGCUGGCCUCUAGUCGUCCAGUCUUCCUACCCCUCAUCGAGUUUCGAAGCCAUGAUCAUGUGUGAAGAGCCACCAGGCCCUGUCGGUUUCAAAAGCUUUGUGCAAUAAACGCGGAAGGAGGGAAGUGGGGAUCAUCAGCAAGGGGAAUGCUUUGACUUUGGAAAAGUCCACAGAGUGUAGGGAGUGGCAAUGGAGCGCGGAAGGUAUAUCUAAGUCUCCGACGCGAGUGUCGGAUGUUUCGGGAACAGAAACUCAUAGCUGCAAGUAGUUCUCAUGUCGUCAGCCGAACUUGUGGUCAAAUUCGCUAAUCGGUCUUCUUUUCACACCGAGAUUCCGUAGCAUGAUGUGCGGUUGUCGAAACCAUCAGUCUCCGCUGUCCACAACUCCUCAAACUUGCUCUUUCUCCGGGCACUCUAUGCUUCGCACAUGACUG
Molecule: messenger RNA, 1119 nt
Organism: Cladophialophora immunda
Lineage: Eukaryota; Fungi; Ascomycota; Eurotiomycetes; Chaetothyriales; Herpotrichiellaceae
Exons: 2
Coding region: 145-699 (184 amino acids)
Biological process (GO): protein folding; response to hydrogen peroxide; response to heat
Source: RefSeq, a predicted model, not a curated record